AAUGACUGUAAAAUAAUUUCUUAAUUGUUAUAAAUAAAGGCACUACGAUUUAAGAAAAAACAAACAAUUAUCUCGGUUUCAGUUGGUUGUAGAAAUUUUUUUAUUUUUUUAUAAAUCUUCGUUUCGUCUUCAGCAACAAUAAUCUGUAAGUUAUAAACUCAUAGGAUGUACAGGGCCGCUUCAGCCCUAAAUGUUUAUAACGAAAUUUGCCUCCUUAUUUUCAAAUCCAAAAAUUAUUUCGGCUUCAGUUGGUCGUAGAAAUUUUUUAUUUUUUUAUAAUCUUCAUUUCAUCUUCAGCAACAAUAAUCUGAAGUUAAAAACUCACAGGAUGUACAGGGCCGCUUCAGCUCUAAAUGUUUAUAACGAAAUUUGCCCCCUUAUUUUCAAACCCAAAAAUUAGAGAUUUAAAAAUGUUUUACGCAUUUAUUUACAUCAGAAUAUGAAAACAUAGCUCUAUAGAAGGAGAUUGGAUGUUUCACCAACUCUCUACGAUUUUUUUCCAAAAAGUUAUAGCCUUCUACAUUUGACUUCUUGAGAUAAACAAUUUAUAAUAUCUAAGCAACAAAUUCGUUAAUCUGGCUUUACAUUUUUUUUUAUGUUUGGAAUUGAAAGAUCUUCAUUUUCAAGCUUUAAAAAUAAAAAAAAAAUAUUUGUACAAUAAAUAAAGCAAUUGUAAAAAACGGCCAUUUUGGACCUUUCGCAGGCUGUUUUGCAAUAACCAAUUAACAAAAUUAAACUUACCAUACCUCAAAUUGUAGGUUUUUUAAUUCACUACAACUUUCUAUUAAAAAGUUUUUUUUAAAAUCAAUAUAGGUACAGUGGAACCUCGAUAACUCGGAUUAAUCGGGACCGCGGCCGAUUCGGGUUAUCGAAAAUCCGGGUUAGCCGGAGAGCAUGGUAAAAAUUAAUAAAAUACGGUAUACUUAUAGAUAAAGUCCGUUAUAAUUAAAGUAACAUGAAAUAUGCACAGUACACAUCUAACUUACCUAUAGUUGUAUAGAGUAUAGUAUAGACAGUAUAGAUAGAGUAUUGUUCAUUUCUAGGUAAAAAAAACUCAGUCAGUUUCGGUUGUGUCAAUUUCGUCUGCCAUCGGAACAAUGUUAUGUUAUUUAAGAACAGUGGCUCUUUCAUUGUUUAAAAGACCAUUGUUUAAAAAAUAAUUUUUUAAAAGACAGUUGGAAAUAAAUAAAGGAAUAACAGGUGCCUGUUGUUUGCGAUAGCCCCAGAUAAUUAACAUCGCUCUGCCGCUGCCGGCGUGUGCCAUGAGUCAUUUUUACUAUCGUAUAGUUCAAAUUACACAAAUACCCAUUAUCUCUCAAAUAUUAUAUUAUGGUCGAAGCCGUUUUAUCAAUGAAACUCGAUAUUUUUAAGACAUUCCAGAAGAGGCUACAGAUAAAAUGUUUUAACAUAAUACAUACAUUUUUAUUGUUGAAAUGUUUGUCUGAUGAAAAUCGGUUCGGGUUAGCCGGACUUCCGGGUUAUCGGGGGCCGACUUAUCGAGGUUCCACUGUACUAAGCUGCAAAAUUAAAAAUCAUUAAAAAUUGCAAAUUUAACAAAUGAAAAUCACAAUAAAAAAAAGCGCACAAUAUUUUUGGUUACAUUUUAGUAGAAGUUAUUCCUGGCAUCGUCCUUUACAACACCUGAUAGGUUUCAAAAAUUCCUGAAUUAUAUCCUGAAAUCGACCUAUUUUUCACCCACAGCCUGGGGUAAUUUGAGAACGCACACUGGGGAAAAACUUUACAAGUGCGAGAUUUGUUUUAAACAAUUUAGUCAAACAUGUAGUUUGAAAAAACAUUUAAGAGUGCACACUGGGAAAAAACAAUUCAAGUGUGAGAUUUUUUUUAAACAGUUUAGUGAGGCAGGCCAUUUGAGAGUGCACACAGGAGAAAAACCUCACAAGUACGAGAUUUGUUUUAAACGUUUUAGUAGAGCAGAUAAUUUAACAACACAUUUGAGAGUGCACACUGGGGAAAAACCAUACAAGUGUGAAACUUGCUUAAAACAGUUUCGUUUUGCAAGUAAUCUGAAAUUACAUUUGAGAGUGCACACUGUGGGAAAACCAUACAAGUUUGAAACUUGCCUCAAACAGUUUCUUACUACAAGUGAAUUGAAAACACAUUUGAGAGUGCACACUGAAGAAAAACCUUAUAAGUGCGAGAUUUGUUCUAAGCAGUUUUCUCAGAAUGGUCAUUUGAAACGCCAUUUGAAAGUACAUACUAGAAAAGAUCUUAACGGGAACACGUCAAUAUAAUAAUAUAAGUGAAUCGGUUAUUCCCAAGAGGAGAGCAAAUUGGAAAUUAUGGAGACCCUACCUAAACAUUCAUCUGAUGAAGGAAAUUGCAUGAGUCAACAAGAUGAAGGAAAAGCAUUAGACCAAAAUGCGAAAGGUGCGAAUGGACAAAGACCUUACGAAUGCGAAGUCUGUUUUAAAAAGUUUUCUCAAAAUUAUCGUUUAAAAAAUCAUUUGCGAAUAAACACUGGGGAAAAACCAUACAAGUGUGAAAUUUGUUUUAAAAAGUUUAGUGAUUCAGGUGAUUUGAAAAGACAUUUGAGAGUGCACACUGGAGAAAAACCAUACAAGUGUGAAAUUUGUUGUAAGCAUUUUAACCAAGCAAGUACUUUAACAACACAUUUAAGAAUGCACAGCGGAGAAAAACCAUACAAGUACAAGUGUGAAGUUUGUUGCAAACAGUUUAUCCAUGCAAGUACUUUAAAAGCACAUUUGAUGGCACACACUGGAGAAAAAACUCUUAAGUGCCGCAAGUGCGAGAUUUGUUUUAAAAGUUUUAGUACUGCAGGUACUUUGAAAACACAUUUGAGAGUGCACACUGGAGAAAAACUUCACAAGUGUGAAAUUUGUUUUAAGCAAUUUAGUCAAGCAGGUCAUUUGAAAACACAUUUGAGAGUGCACACUGGAGAAAAACCUCACAAGUGUGAAAUUUGUUUUAAGCAAUUUAGUCAAGCAGGUCAUUUGAAAACACAUUUGAGAGGGCACACUGGAGAAUCCCCUUACAAGUGUGAGAUUUGUUUUAAGCAAUUUAGUACGACAAGCAAUUUGAAAGAACAUUUGAGAGUGCACACUGGAGAAAAACCUCACAAGUGUGACAUUUGUUUUAAGCAGUUUGUUACGGCAAGUAAUUUCAAAGUGCAUUUGAGAACACACACUGGAGUAAAACCUCACAAGUGUGAAAUUUGCUUAAAACAGUUUUGUACUACAAGUGAAUUGAAAUCACAUUUAAGAACGCACACUGGGGAAAAACCUUACAAGUGCGAGAUUUGUUUAAAGCAGUUUGCUCAGAAUAGUCCAUUGAAAGAACAUUUGAGAGUGCACACUGGAGAAAAACCUCACAAGUGUGACAUUUGUUUUAAGCAGUUUGUUACGGCAAGUAAUUUCAAAGUGCAUUUGAGAACACACACUGGAGUAAAACCUCACAAGUGUGAAAUUUGCUUAAAACAGUUUUGUACUACAAGUGAAUUGAAAUCACAUUUAAGAACGCACACUGGGGAAAAACCUUACAAGUGCGAGAUUUGUUUAAAGCAGUUUGCUCAGAAUAGUCCAUUGAAAGAUCAUUUGAGAUUGCACACUGGAGAAAAACCACACAAGUGCGAAAUUUGUUUUAAACAGUUCUGUACCUCAACUGAAUUGAAAAGACAUUUAAGAGUGCUAGUCCUGUCGCCAGGGGGGGUACAACGGCCUCGUUAAUUCAGAUGGACUUACUCAAGUUUUUUUUAUGUAU
Molecule: messenger RNA, 3738 nt
Organism: Diabrotica virgifera virgifera (western corn rootworm)
Lineage: Eukaryota; Metazoa; Arthropoda; Insecta; Coleoptera; Chrysomelidae
Product: zinc finger protein 227-like
Exons: 2
Coding region: 2301-3704 (467 amino acids)
Biological process (GO): regulation of transcription by RNA polymerase II
Molecular function (GO): DNA-binding transcription factor activity, RNA polymerase II-specific; RNA polymerase II cis-regulatory region sequence-specific DNA binding
Source: RefSeq, a predicted model, not a curated record